This is a messenger RNA of Rhipicephalus microplus (southern cattle tick), 1131 nucleotides long. It is a transcript of the gene fabp, whose product is annotated as fatty acid binding protein. Gene Ontology annotation, molecular function: lipid binding. The record is from RefSeq and is a predicted model, not a curated record. NCBI's taxonomy places the organism in Eukaryota, Metazoa, Arthropoda, Arachnida, Ixodida, Ixodidae.
CCCGCUCUGAGCAAGACACCGGCAAAGCCGUCAUCGAAAGUUCACUACAGCCUCCGUCCCGCGCGCAGUCAGCUUCGUAGUCUCUCCUCUGCCAGCGUCUCAACGCCUUUUCCAACCCCCACUAGAAGCCAUGGCAGCAGCUUUCGUAGGCAAGUGGAAGCUCCACGAGAGCGAGAACUUCGACGAGUUCCUCAAGGCACUCGGUGUCGGUCUCGCGUGGCGCAAGCUUGGCCAAACGUCCAAGCCCACGGUUGAGAUCAAGGUUGAGGGCGACGAUUGGUCCAUCAAGACUCACACCAUGUUAAAGACGAGCGAGCUGAAGUUCACGCUCGGCAAGGAGUUCGACGAGGACCGCAUGGACGGCUCCAGGGUCAAGUCCAAGGUGACGCUGGAGGAUGGCAAGCUUGUUCAGAAGCAGUCCGGUGACAAGGAGGUGACCAUUGUCCGAGAGGUCAAGGACAAUGCACUGCACGUGGUCUGCUCCAUUGAUGACGUCGUCUCCACGCGCAAGUACCUGAAGGAGUGAGCUCGUAUCUCCUCUGAAACUUAACGCCGCCGGCUCACGCCACCCCGGGUUCGAGGCUGUGAACGAGGAGGUUUCUUGGGCCGACACUGUUCGUAGAGUGGCUGACCUGACUCGUCACUGGCCCCGUCCCGGCUGGGCGCGUGGUCUGUCGCGGCGUCAAGCUUCCACAGGAGACGACGGAGGUUCCAGCUGGGGCCCACCCAACAACGAAGUCUUGUCUGUCUUCGAGAUUUGGUGAACUCCGCGGGGCUGUGCCACCAGUUCCACGUUUUUUUGUUUGUUCUGCCCAAAGACAAUCUGCGUCAACCCACCUUGAUUAUUGCAUUCUUAUCGUCUUCUGUUUUUCUCUUCUUAAUGUAAAAUCAGUUACAAUUUGUGUGUUUUUUGCAAUAAUACAUUCGCGUGUGGAAGGCCAAAAUAAUUUUAAAAGGUGAACUGUUCAUCUUCAUUCGAUAAAUUUGCUUUGCCGUAUUUUUUCGUCACUCGCGCCGAUCCACUUAGUGGAUUCGCGUUUCUGUUCAUUCCUUUGACUCUCUAUGUACCCGAAGAGAUUUUCCUGUGUCGUGUAUUUUUUUGAAUAUGUCAAAUAAAUUGAUUUUUUGAUA